This is a messenger RNA of Spirodela intermedia, 1182 nucleotides long. NCBI's taxonomy places the organism in Eukaryota, Viridiplantae, Streptophyta, Magnoliopsida, Alismatales, Araceae. The record is from the annotation of a GenBank genome assembly.
AUGCCCCUGACCAGACACGCCGCCGAUCCAUUCUGUGUGGUGACGGUCAUUCUAGUCUCCUUCUUCAUAGCUCUUGGUCUGUUUUGCAUCUCUUACUCAGCCUAUUUCCGCUACCACAUCCGGAAGCAAGGGCUUCUCCAACUCGGGUAUUUUAAUGGUCCUUGGGUUACGCGGAUUGCUUUCAUUCUAAUUGCUAUUUGGUGGUGCAUUGGGGAGAUUGUCAGACUAAGUUUUCUGAAAGGGAGUGGAAGACUUUUUAGCAGUCCAACAUGGCAGAAGAACGUCUGCAAGUACUACAUCCUCUCGAACAUUGGACUUGCAGAGCCAAACUUGUAUGUCAUGCUACUCUUUCUUCUACAAGCCUCACUGAAGAAGAGGGAGUUAGGUCCACUGAGCCCACGAUGGAAUGGGAGAACUGUCAGAUGGGCUCUGCUUCUCAGUCUUCCCAUGUUCAUUUUGCAACUUUUCUUGGUCUUUUUCGGAUCCAAGCUCUUCAACAAAGAGGGAGACGAUGAUCCGAAGCUGGCGAACUACUUCUGGAGUACUUCAGCUUUGACAGAAGACGGCAGUACCUGCACUUACCCUUUGUUGAGCACGGCUCUUCUUGGUCUCUAUGAUAUCAUCCUGAUUGGCCAUGUUUCUUAUUUUGGUACCAAGAUAGUAUCUCUCGCUAUUAACAAAGGACUGCAAAAGAGAGUUUACAUUCUGGUAUUCUCAGCUAUCCUUCUUGUUACCCUGAGAGUUAUUCUCCUGGGAUUUACUGUUCUACCAAGGCCAGCCAGCUUUACUUUUGAGGCUCUCACCUUCUUGGGCUUCCUCAUGCUGUUGAUCUUUGUCUCAGUGGGCACAUGUGUUCUAGUCUACUGUCCCAUUGCAGAUGCACUGGCCUUACGACGAGUUGUGCACUUCAACAUUGAAGAGUUGCCCUUCGAUGACUACUACCACGAUGGUGCAUCUCUCAUUACUAACCAGAGCCAGCUUGAGAUGAUGAGUAGAAACUCUGAUGCAUCUACAAAAAGGGGUUCAAUAUCUUUCCGCACUAUGAUCAAGGAUGAGUCUCCAGGAGCAGAUGUCUCUGAGAAUAUAGGUCAGUUUUGUCUUCCUAGUCUUCACAUUGUUUCACCACCUGGGUCACCAUUGUUCCCAGGCAGGUCCAUGGUUCCCCAUAGACAAGCGCUGUGA